AUGGUGGACGAGGAUAUGAACCAGCGGAUUUUCCGGGCCGUGGCGGACGUGUUCCAGCAGGGCCAGCUGGGCUACGCGGGCCACAGGAAGCACGUUGUCAUUUUGAAGAGAUCCAGUGGAAGUCGUACCGGCAGGGGGUUCGAGGGACUCCCGUUCAAACUCGUGGGUUCCAACAAGAUGGUGUUGAAAGUGCUACCAUUGAAGAAGAACGACCCGCUCGGCUCGCGGCUGGUCAAACUCGUGACCGUGUUCGUCGUGUCGCUCAACAAGGAGGUUUCGCUUCUAAGGGAGAGUGUCGAUGCGUCCGAUGGACAGGUGGCCACUGAGGGGGACGCUGCGGCGGCCCUGUUGGAGAAGGAACAAAUGGUGAGCAAAUUCAUAGACUGUUUCCUACGGUAUAUUCUCCGCGGGAUCGAGAGCAAGGACAAGAACGUGAGAUUUGGAGUGUGCCAGAUCAUUGCGAUCCUGAUGGAGAACCUCGACGAGAUUGACGAGGAUUUGUUUGAGCUGCUGCAGGGGAAGUUGAAGAAGCGAGUCAUGGACAGGGAGGUUGUCGUCAGAACGCAGGCCGUUUUCGCGCUGACCAAGUUCCAAGACGACGAGGUCGGCACCGUCAGUAGCGCCACCAAGCUGCUCGAGAACCUAGUGCAGAACGACCCGGCAGCGGAUGUUAGGCGUGCAGCCAUGUUGAAUAUGGUGCACAACGGACACACGCAAUUGUACAUAUUCGAAAGGGCUCGUGACGUCAACGCCAUCAACAGAAGGGCCGUAUACUCGCGAACGCUCAAGUCGCUCGGUCUUAAGUGUUUCGACCAGGUGGAUCCAAAGGUCCUUGACCAGCUUGUACUGUGGGGGGUGGAGGACAGGGACGAGUCCGUGAGGACUGCGUGCGAAAAGCUGAUCGCUUUCCACUGGAUCAACCUGGUCAACGGAGACCUCCUCAACCUAAUCGAAAAGUUGAAGGUAACCAAGUCCAAAUCUUGCGAUAAGGCUGUCAUGACAAUUUUUAGGAGAAGAGAGGAUAUAGUCAACAAGAUUCCAAAGAUACACGACCUGUGGGAGGACCUGACACCAGAAAUGGCGUUUCUGUUCCGGUGUUUCCACACGCAUUGCACGGAAAACAAACUUACCGAGGUUGUCGACGAGACCUUCCCAGAGGCGUCCGUACUGUCCAAUUACAUCCAGCACUACACGGAUCAGCGGUUCAGCACGGGGGCUAGCGGAGAUACAGAAGCGUUGACGAAACCGGCCAAGAAAGCCUUUGAUUUUAUCAUAGAACAGCUACUGACUAUAGCGGCAUUGUACGAUUUCAGUGAUGAGAUUGGCAGGAGAGCGAUGCUGAAUGUUGUUAGAAACAUGCUAUCUUUGAAGUCACUACCGGAAUGUCUUAUCAGAUGUGGCCACAAGGUACUGAAGGUGUUGUCCAUCAACGAGAGAGAUUUUGUCACAAUGGCGAUCGAAAUCAUCAAUGACUUAAGAGACGAGGACAUUGAAAUGCAGGAACAGAUGGAGAAAAAAUCAAAGCCCGAUGGCGACGAACAACAGGAUAGGGACAGUGACCUUGAUGAUGCUGAAAACCUAAAUUCAUUCCACUCCGCUGUUGACGGAUUGAUAGAUGGCCGAAGCUUGAACCCGGAACGUCACGCUCUAAACAGCUUCUCGAACGAAAGAGAAGCUACGUCAGCAACCAUUGCUAUCUGUUUACAAAGGUCUUCUUGUAUGUUGGAACUUGUAACGACGCUCAACGACCAGAAUGUCCUUCUAAGAUCACUGAUCGACACCCUGAUAACUCCAGCGGUGAAAAGCGAUGAACCGGACAUCAAAUUGCUAGGCAUUAAGAACUUGGGGUUGUGCUGUCUCAUCGACGUCCAACUGGCAACGAACAGUAUGCUGUUACUAGGAGCAACAGUAAGUAUUGGGAACACACCGAUCAAAAUUGUUGCGCUACAAGUUCUGCUUGACAUUUUUGCCAUACACGGUACUGCCGUAGUAGACGGGGAAAACAAAGUCGACUCAAUGCAUUUUUACAAAUUGUUCUACAAGGUGCUGAAAAACGACUCAUCGCCAAAAUGCCAGGUGAUUACCGCAGAAGGUCUUUUUAAGCUUUUCUUGGCGGAUAUUUUCACCGACACGGAAUUGUUUGAAUCCCUUAUAUUCGCUAACUUCCUACCCAACAACUCCCGAAACGAAGCACUGAUACAGGCGUUUGCAUUUUGCAUCCCAGUGUAUUGCUUCUCCCAUGUCACUCACCAGAGUAAAAUGGCGUCUAUUGCAGCCGGUGUAUUUUUCAGACUAGCAAUGAUUUGGGACGAGUUGCAAACGUCAUUAGAUGCACAUAACACCACAAUGUUGAAACCCAACGUUAUACUCCAACAGCUGAUUCAUUGGACCAACCCGCGGAAACUGGUACGGAGAUCCGAGGAGGAGACAAGGUGCGAUAAUAACCAAAUUCAGGUCCUGCUAGAUAUUUUGAAUACGAUACACGAGGUAGGGAGAAAGGAGAUAAAGAAAAUGAUUUUUACUAAUAUUCACCUAUUCUAUAUCACCUCGUUUCAAGAUACUGACAAACUAAAACGCAUUUUGGAGAUAAUCUCUGAUAUCUUGGAAACUACAACGGUAGACAUAGUGUGCAAAAACGCAUUAGAAAAAACCAAGAGAAAUUUGGAGAGUGCCAUUGAGGAGGCUCAUGAACGUUCUCUACAAAAUCUCAAGAAGGAUGGGGCAACGGAUGAUGAGGGAGACAAUGCAGACGGACUGACGAAUGAACAAAUUUCCAUGAUUUUAGAAAAAUCGAACAUUAUGGAUGAAAGUGACCAUAAGGAGACGACCAACACCAGCGAUGAAGGUCAAAAUGACGUGUAUCACAAUCAAGAAAUGUCGCGGGCCGAAUCGGAAUCCAAUAGGAAAAGGAACAGGAAAGAAAUGGAGGAAGGUGAUACAAACAAUGAAUCAACAGACGAAAGGAGGAAUGGGGCGGAGGAACCUGAAAUUACGACUAAAAAUGUCAGCUUUAUAAUACCUGAAAAUACGGAGGAAUCCUCUUCCAAAGAGGAUUCAGAUUAUGUCAUGGAUGAUUGA
Molecule: messenger RNA, 3078 nt
Organism: Huiozyma naganishii CBS 8797
Lineage: Eukaryota; Fungi; Ascomycota; Saccharomycetes; Saccharomycetales; Saccharomycetaceae
Gene: YCG1
Product: condensin subunit YCG1
Exons: 1
Coding region: 1-3078 (1025 amino acids)
Biological process (GO): mitotic chromosome condensation
Cellular component (GO): condensed chromosome; condensin complex
Source: RefSeq, a predicted model, not a curated record